AUGUAUGUUAUUUAUAUAGAUAUCCAUAGAAAGAGAGCAAGGUUUGAUGACAAUCAGAAUAAAUGGGGUUUUGCGAAACUAAUACCAUUGGUGCAUUUUAAGGAUAUUAGCAAAGGGUACCUAUCCACCAAUGAUUCGUGUGUUUUUGGAGUUGAAGUUUCCACAGAUCCAAUGUACACAAUAAAAGACAGAUGCUUGUCCAUGAUAAAGCCUCAAGAAACUACGAAUAGUUAUACUUGGAUUAUUGAUAAUCUUUCAGCUGUAACAGAGAAAUGUUUGCAUUCUGAGGUCUUCAAAGUCGGAAAAGUCAAGUGGACUUUAUCAAUAUAUCCUAAAGGAAUCAGUUCAGGAAAAGGUACAAAUUUGUCGAUUUUUCUAGAGGUACAUGAAGCUGCAUUGGCUUCUGCUGAAACUGAACACUGGUUUUGUGAAUCAGAAGUUGAUUGGGGUUUUUUGCAAUUCAUGCUUUUGAGUGAACUAAAGGACAGAACAAAGGGGUUUCUGUUGAAAGAUAGGCUUAUUGUUGAAGCAAAGAUUUUAGUUACUGGAAUGAUAAAAGAUUUUAUCUGA
This is a messenger RNA of Lactuca sativa (garden lettuce), 570 nucleotides long. RefSeq names its product MATH domain and coiled-coil domain-containing protein At3g58250. Gene Ontology annotation, molecular function: protein binding. NCBI's taxonomy places the organism in Eukaryota, Viridiplantae, Streptophyta, Magnoliopsida, Asterales, Asteraceae. The record is from RefSeq and is a predicted model, not a curated record.